Messenger RNA from Lontra canadensis (Northern American river otter), 1017 nucleotides. It is a transcript of the gene CCDC137, whose product is annotated as coiled-coil domain containing 137. The record is from RefSeq and is a predicted model, not a curated record. Bases 1 to 1017 code for a protein of 338 amino acids. Lineage: Eukaryota; Metazoa; Chordata; Mammalia; Carnivora; Mustelidae. The transcript has 7 exons.
AUGGCGGUCGUGGGGCGGGACUGUGCGGGAGGGCGGAAGUGGCUUACUCUGGGAGCACCCGGCGUGCGGAUGGCGCGACUCGGGCGCCGCGGUGCUGUGCCCGUGGGGCCGGCGGUGCCUGGGGGUCCUGGGCGGCCGCGGGGGCGGCAGCAGCAGGUGCGGGGGACGCCGCGCUCAGCGCCGUGUCCUGGGCCGCGCAGCAAAGAAAAGAAGCAGGUGAAUUGCAAGCCCCAGAACCAGGAUGAGCAGGAAAUCCCCUUCCGGCUGCGAGAGAUCAUGAGGAGCCGCCAGGAGAUGGGAAGUCGCGUCAGUAACAGAGAGAGGAGGAGACAAGCCCAGGUGGCCUUCAGGAAGACAUUGGAGAAGGAAGCAAAAGGGGCGGAGCCAGACAUCGCUGUCCCCAAAUUCAAGCAGAAGAAGUGGGAGUCUGACGGGGCCUACAUCCAGCGAAUGGAGCAGGAGGCCCAGCACGUGCUCUUUCUCAGCAAAAACCAGGUGGCGCGACAGCCCGAGGUGCAGGCGGCUCCCAAGAAGGAGAAGUCAGAGCGGAAGAAAGCGUUCCAGAAACGGAGGCUGGAGAGAAUCCGGCGGAGAAGGGAAGAGAAGGCAGCAGAGAGGCUGGAGCAGGAGCUGCUCCGAGACACAGUGAAGUUUGGUGAGGUUGCUCUGCAGCCCCCGGAGCUGACCGCCCAGCCCAGGACGAGCACAAGCCGGGACCAGCCUGGGAAGAAAUCGCUGAUGCUUAGGAGGCUUCUGAGCCCUGGCGGCGUGUCCCAGCCGCUGAGCACGUCGCUGGCCCGACAGCGGAUUAUCAGGGAGGAGAGAGAGCGGGCUGUGCAGGCCUACCGAGCACUGAAGCAGCAGCGGCGGCCGGGGCUCAGUCAACACAGCCAGCCCGCUCCCCGCACCUCACUUCCAGGAAGAAAGCAGGACGCGUCUGUGAUGGAUGAGCUUGCCAGGACCUCCUACGAUCUAUCAGAGCUGCCCCCCACCCUCGCCUACCUGCAGGACCACUAG